Messenger RNA from Calypte anna (Anna's hummingbird), 1563 nucleotides. It is a transcript of the gene CHKB, whose product is annotated as choline kinase beta. The record is from RefSeq and is a predicted model, not a curated record. Gene Ontology annotation, molecular function: choline kinase activity; ethanolamine kinase activity. Lineage: Eukaryota; Metazoa; Chordata; Aves; Apodiformes; Trochilidae. Gene Ontology annotation, cellular component: cytoplasm. The coding region runs from base 3 to 1199 and encodes 398 amino acids. Gene Ontology annotation, biological process: phosphatidylethanolamine biosynthetic process; CDP-choline pathway. The transcript has 10 exons.
CCAUGAUGGCGGCGGCCCCGGGGAAGGGGAGCGGGGACGGCAUCGGGGCUGUGCCCGCCGCUACCCGCCUGCAGGCCUACGCCUGGUGCCGGGAGUUCUUGGCCGGCUCCUGGAAGCUGAUCGGGCCCGAGGAGUUCGCCAUCGGACCCGUCAGUGGGGGGCUCAGCAAUCUGCUCUUCAAGUGCUCCCUGCCCGAGCACGUCCUGAGCCUGGGGGAUGAGCCCCGCCAGGUCCUGCUGCGUGUCUACGGGGCCAUCCUGCAGGGUGUGGACUCCCUGGUGCUGGAGAGUGUCAUGUUCGCCAUCCUGGCCGAGCGGGCGCUGGGGCCGCGGCUCUACGGGGUCUUUCCCCAGGGCCGCCUGGAGCAGUACAUCCCGGUGAGGGGAAGGGGCUGGGAGGGGGGUGGUCGGGAGGGGGGCAGACCCCUCACCUCACCCCUGCCCCCCCUGCCCCCCCAGAGCCGUCGGCUGCGCACGGAGGACCUGCGGGACCCCCACAUCUCCCAGGAGAUCGCGGUGAAGAUGUCGCAGUUCCACGGGAUGGUGAUGCCCUUCAACAAGGAGCCCAAGUGGCUCUUUGGGACCAUGGAGUGGUACCUGCAGCAGAUCUCAGAGUUGACGUUCCCCGAGGAGCUACAACAGGAGAAGUUUCAACAGCUCCAGGCCUACAACUUGGAGGAGGAGAUGAGGAGCCUCAGGGAGCUUCUGGAGUCCACCCCCUCCCCGGUGGUCUUCUGCCACAACGACGUCCAGGAGGGGAACAUCCUGCUGCUGUCUGGGCAGGAGGCAGCCCCCUCCGACAGGCUCAUGCUCAUCGACUUCGAGUACAGCAGCUACAACUACCGGGGCUUUGAUAUUGGCAAUCACUUCUGUGAGUGGGUUUACAACUACACCCAUGGCUCCUGGCCCUUCUUCAAGGCCUCCCCCGAGAACUUCCCCAGCAGGCAGCAGCAGCUCCAUUUCAUCCGUCACUACCUCUGGGGGAACGGGGGGCACUGUGGGGACACCACCCCUGAGGAGCAGACCCGCAUCGAGGAGGAGAUGCUGACUGAGAUCAAUCGGUUUGCUUUGGCCUCCCACUUCUUCUGGGGCCUCUGGUCCAUCCUGCAGGCCAAGAUUUCCACCAUCAAGUUUGGGUACCUGGAGUAUGCACAGAGCCGCUUCCAGGCCUACUUCCAGCACAAGGCACAGUGCUCCUGAGUGCAGCCCCUGCCCCGGGACCACCCGCAGCCCUGCUGGAUCCCCCCACGGCCCUGAUGGACCCCCCUGCAGCUCUGCAGUCCCCCCCUCACCCUCUCAGCAGCCCCCCUCAUGCUGUGGGGCCAGCAUAGGAGGCUGGUUUCCUCCUGAAGGGGCUGCCCCACAAGCUGGGGGGGGCCUGGAGUGUUUGGGGUCGCGUGGAACGGUUAUGGGGGUCUGGGGGAGCCCCUGCCAGCAAGUGUGGGGUAGCCUGGAGCAGAGCUGGGGGCUGCCCCUGUCUGUAUCCAUCCUCUCCCCCCCGACAGCAGAAUGUGCCCCCUCUGCGGACCAAUAAAGCUGGAUCAUGGAGGAUGGGCACAGUGUG